AUGGUGAGUUCAAGAGUUACAGGUUUUGCAUUCUUGGUAUUGCUCCUUGCGGAGCUCUCCUUUGCUGCAAGAUAUAUCCAGGGCAGUGGAGGUGGAGGUGGAGGAUCUGGUUAUGGGUCUGGAUAUGGUUCUGGGAGUGGUUCGGGGUAUGGUGGUGCACAAGGAGGAGGAUAUGGUAGUGGAGGAGGUGGUGGAGGUGGUGGUGGCUCUGGUUAUGGGUCUGGAGCUGGUAGUGGUUCAGGGUAUGGGUCUGGUAGUGGGUCGGGGUAUGGUUCUGGCGAAGGCUAUGGUAAAGGUGGUGGUGGAGGUGGUGGAGGCGGUAGUGGCGGAGGAGGAGGUGGCGGCUCCGGAUAUGGGUCAGGAAGUGGCAGUGGUUCUGGUUAUGGAUAUGGUUCCGGAAGUGGUAGUGGCUCAGGAUCUGGCAAAGGUGGAGGAGGAGGAGGAUAUGGUGGUGGAGAAUCUCCUUAG
Messenger RNA from Nelumbo nucifera (sacred lotus), 468 nucleotides. NCBI's taxonomy places the organism in Eukaryota, Viridiplantae, Streptophyta, Magnoliopsida, Proteales, Nelumbonaceae. The record is from RefSeq and is a predicted model, not a curated record.